AUGGAAAAGAUUUUUCGUGCCCUACAAUGCACAGAGAAUGACAACAUUGUGUUUGCUGCUUAUACAUUAACAGAAGAUGCUGAGUAUUUGUGGGACGGAGUGAGACAAAGGUUGGAGAGGGAAGGCAUAAUCAUUACGUGGCCCUUGUUUCAAGUGAGAUUUUUGGAGAAGUACUUUUCAGAAGAUGUUCGAGAGAAGAAAGAAAUGAAGUUCUUGGCAUUGACGCAAGGAUCCAUGAAUGUAGGAGAGUAUGCAGUAAAAUUUGAAGAACUUUCACGGUAUCACCCCCACUACCACAAUGCCAUCAACGAGAAGCCUAGGUGUGUGAAGUUUGUCAAUGGACUUCGCCUUGAGAUUAAGGAAGCCAUAAAAAUGCAAGAGAUUUAG
This is a messenger RNA of Abrus precatorius (Indian licorice), 387 nucleotides long. RefSeq lists its product as uncharacterized. The transcript has a single exon. NCBI's taxonomy places the organism in Eukaryota, Viridiplantae, Streptophyta, Magnoliopsida, Fabales, Fabaceae. Bases 1 to 387 code for a protein of 128 amino acids. The record is from RefSeq and is a predicted model, not a curated record.